This is a messenger RNA of Sorghum bicolor (sorghum), 2176 nucleotides long. RefSeq names its product RNA polymerase sigma factor SigA1. Bases 124 to 1896 code for a protein of 590 amino acids. Gene Ontology annotation, biological process: DNA-templated transcription initiation; regulation of DNA-templated transcription. Gene Ontology annotation, molecular function: DNA-binding transcription factor activity. The record is from RefSeq and is a predicted model, not a curated record. The transcript has 6 exons. NCBI's taxonomy places the organism in Eukaryota, Viridiplantae, Streptophyta, Magnoliopsida, Poales, Poaceae.
CCCCCCGGCUUUUCUAUCCCUCCCUCUCCCUGUCCGUUCCUUCCACUCCCACAGUCCCAGCUGCCAUUGCUCCUGCAACACCGUACAGCACAUUACUACAGGAGGGAAAAUAAAAGAGGCUGCAUGGGCUUGCAGAUGAUCCAUGGCAGGCCCUGCGCCUAUUGCUGCCCGUCGUCGUCGUCCUCCUCCUCCUCCUCGUCUUCCUCCUCUGCGUGGAUGAUGCAGGCCCUGCCCCCGAAGCAGUCUCACCAUCCAUUGAAUGGAGGGAAGCCAAUUUUCUCUGAAUCCCUUGCAGCACUGGCGGCCAUGCAUCUCCUGCUAAAACGUCGCAGAGACCGCAGCAGCAGGGACAUUGCAUCUUCAUCCGGCGUCCUCCAAAUCACAGAGAACAAAUCAGCCGCGGCCAACUUAACAAAACACAAGCAGGUGAUGAGUGCAGAAAGGAAGCUCCUUGAUGACGCUCUUGACAGAACUAGUGUUCAGUAUGAGAGCUGGAUGGAUGAAGAGACAUCGUUCUGGAUGGACAGGGAUAACACGAACAACAAUUUUCAGUACGGUUUGUUAAUGCAGAACCUUGAGGAAUUGGAGACGAGUUUGGCUGGUAAAGACUUGAAGAUUCUGGAAAAUGACAUCCUUGCACACAUUCAGCAGCUUGGAGCUCUGAGAUCGUUCGAUGCGUCUACGGCCGUGGGCGCCACCCUGCUAGACACCCUAACACAUGAUCAACCAGACAGCUCUCUGCUUGACCAACAAAUCAUCGAGUUUGAUCCAGAGACGACUCCUCUGGACGAGGAGGAGCAAGAAGAUAGCCAAGUAGUCGUCGUCCGGAGUGGCAAGAGUGAGGAGAGGAAGCUGAAGAGAGUCAGAGCGUCAGAGAAAGGAUCCAGGAUCUCAGUGAAAGUGAAUCCACGAAGACCCAAGAAAUCAUCCCGGAAGGCGAGUAGCAGCCAGUUUAUAUCCGAGUGGAAAAGUCACCCAGGACGAAGGAGGAUCAUUGUGCGUGAGCAAUCAGCACUGCUAGCGACCAUCAAGGAAUGCGCAAGCCUUGAGAAGAUUAGGGAGAAGAUGGUGAAGGAAGGGCAGGAGGUGAGCUACCACAGGUGGGCAGAGGCAGCUGGAAUGGACGAGGCAGAGCUGAUGAGCAGGCUGCAGACAGGCUACUGCUGCCGGGAGAGGCUGCUGGUGACCACCGAGUGGCUGGUCAGGUGCAUCGCAAGAUCAUACACCGGCAUGGGGACGGCCUUGGACGAUCUGCUUCAGGCUGGGAAGAUGGGCGUUCUUGACGGCGCCGAGAAGUUCGACACCCGGAAGGGGUGCAGGUUCUCCACGUACGUCAAGUACUGGAUCAGGAAAGGGAUGCUCGCUCUCCUCGCUGAAAACUCAGGAGUCACCCUGCUGCCUGCAAGAAUGGAGAGCAUCAUGCGCAAGGUGAAGGAGGCGCGGCGUGGGAUCAGGUACAGCGAGGGCAGGAACCCGUCGGACUCGGAGGUGGCCGCGGCCGUCGGCGUGUCGGUGGCCAACGUGAGGCUGGCGCGCAAGUGCUCCCGCAGGCCCGUCUCGCUCUACUCGGAGAUCGGGAUCGGGCAGCACGCCAAGUUCGCGGAGGUGAUCCCGGACGAGGCGGCGGCGGCCGCGGAGGCGCCCGACGAGGCGGCGCUGUUCCGGGGCCAGCUGAGGGAGCGGCUGCUGCUGGUGCUGGGCAGGCUGCCGGCGCGGGAGGGACACGUGCUGAGGCUCCGACACGGGCUGGAGGACGGCCGGUGCAGGUCGCUGGAGGAGAUCGGCGGCAUGUACCGCGUGUCCAAGGAGUGGAUCAGGAAGAUCGAGAAGUCGGCCAUGGCCAGGCUCAGGGACGACGACGACGUGCGUCGCGACCUCCACGACUUCGUCUGCUGAUGCACUGCAAUUUUAGUUUCAAUUCAGAUUCAGAUUCAGAUUCAGGGAAUAAUGAUGUACGAUAAAAUUGCGACAGUAUCAGACUGAAUCUGUGCAGUAUAGUAGUACCAACACAUGCACGAAUUAUAUAUACAGGUAUAGUACAUACAUACACACAUGACAGAAAUUUGUGAUCCGACACGGGUAUAAUGACGCUGGGAAUGUUUGAAAACGAACAAGACCUUAUUCUGGGCAGUAAAUUAAAUUAAUUGAGCUGAUGAUGGUCCUGACAUUCAUUUAA